This is a messenger RNA of Rhizopus microsporus ATCC 52813, 1149 nucleotides long. RefSeq names its product Nucleotidyltransferase. The transcript has 6 exons. The record is from RefSeq and is a predicted model, not a curated record. Lineage: Eukaryota; Fungi; Mucoromycota; Mucoromycetes; Mucorales; Rhizopodaceae. Gene Ontology annotation, molecular function: nucleotidyltransferase activity. Gene Ontology annotation, biological process: RNA 3'-end processing. Bases 1 to 1149 code for a protein of 382 amino acids.
AUGCCACAUCACACUACCAAAUCCAAUCGCUCUCUUGGUUCAAGUACAUACGAUUUAUCCGUUCCGCCCACGACUCUACCAUUUUAUGAUUCACUCUCGUUUGAUCUACUAGAUGUUUAUAAUACCUUAUUGCCCUCUCGAGCUUCCUAUGACCAAAGACAGCUAUUUAUUUCGAAAAUACGGAACAUAUUAAAGACAGAAUGGCCAGAUUAUGAGACCGGAGUUCAUGUAUUUGGCUCCUCAAUUAACGGGCUCAGUAUGGAACAAUCGGACGUAGAUUUAUGCAUUACCUGUUCAAAGCUCACUUGUAUCUAUUCAUUGUCUUUUGCAUUAAAAAAACAUGGUUUACAAAUAGUAAAGUUAAUUAGCAAUGCCAAGGUGCCUAUAGCUAAAGUAUGGGAUCCAGAAUUGCAUAUAGCAGGUGACUUUAACCUCAAUAAUACGCUCGCACUUCAAAAUACCAAAAUGAUCAAAACAUACGUUUCAAUUGACCCACGUGUGCGCCCUCUGAUUCUGUUUAUUAAACAUUGGGCUAAGCAGCGCAACAUCAAUGAUGCAGCACAAGGAGGUACGAUAUCUACUUAUACAUGGGUCUGUAUGGCCAUCAAUUUCUUGCAAACAAGGCAACCACCUAUCUUGCCCUCGCUACAUGAGAUGCCUCAUUCGUUGUCUGAAGAUAAUCAGGUUAUACAUGGACUCAAUACCUCAUUUUGCGACAAUCCGGACCAAUUGAGGGGAUACGGACGAGCAAACCGCGAGACGCUCGGUGGGUUGUUGUACGCCUUUUUUAGACGGUAUGGGUUCGAAUUUGAUUACAGAUCCCAGGUCAUUUCUGUUCGAUCAGGCAAAGUACUCAGCAGACAAGAGAAGGGAUGGCACAAGGGACCUGAGUCACAACAGCUACUCUGCGUUGAGGAACCCUUUGACGUGCACCGUAACCUUGGUAAUUCAGCAAACGAGGAGGCUGUUCAUGGGUUGAUUCUGGAAUUCCAAAGGGCAGUACAUAUCAUUCUAGAAACCCACGGAAACUUGGAUUAUCUGUGUACCUCUUACCAACAACGACAGAUUGAAUAUCUUUCUUUACAGGAGUCACCUGUAUGUAUGCCACUUCCCUCUCAAGGGGAUAAAAGAGGUCGCCUUGCUAUUUAG